AUGGCUAAUAAAAACUUUAAAAACCGUCCUUCCAAAAUCAAUCUCCUACACAUCGAUGGAAAAAUAUUACAAGAUCGUUUUUUUGAGCCUCUAAAUUUGACAGUAGAAAAAGUGGCUCAAGAUAUUAAAGAAAAAGAUCGGAACGAUUUAGAUUUGGCUUGCCGAUUGGCUUAUUAUUUUCAAAUCGGAUCCGAAGUAUUUUUAAACAUCCAACAAAUUUAUGAUUUAGAUGCUGGAAAGAAGACAAACAUGGAUAAUCCUGAAACAAUACUCACAAUUUUAAUAGGUUUAGAAGUUCAUAUCACUCUGGCUAAAUUAGGAUAUUUAGGGGUUUUACCCAUAAUUAAUCCUGAAGUGGUUCUUUUAGGGCUAAAAUUGGCUGCGGCUUUGAAUAUGAAAAUUAGUCCUUUCGUUCUCUUUGACCGCAAAAUGUAUAAUUAUUUUGAUUUACCCAAGGGCUACCAAAUUACGCAACAAGAAAUUCCCUUGGCAACGCAAGGCCAUUUACCAAUUAUUCUACAAAAUCGGACAGUCAAAAUACCCAUCAAAGUUCUCCAAUUAGAGGAGGACACGGCUAAAAGUACUUACUCAUCCUCCGGGGUUAAAUUAGACUUUAAUCGUUCUGGUAACCCCUUAAUUGAAUUAGUUACCGAGCCGGUUUUUAAGCAAGUAGAAACAGUUUUAAUAUUUAUUAAACAAUUACAAAAUCUUUUGCGUUAUUUGGAAAUCUCCGAAGCCAAAAUGGAAAAAGGACAAUUAAGAGUGGAUUUAAAUUUUUCGUUACAAUUAGGGGGUAGUUACUCUACCCCCCGCUACGAAAUAAAAAAUCUGAAUUCGCUAGCCAACAUUGAAAAGGCUCUCCAGCAAGAAGUUAACAAGCACCAAUCGCUGUUUUCUGAGGGACAAAAACCUCCUCUUAGUCAAACACUCGGAUUUGACGAAGCCCACCAAACUACUGUUACUCACCGCGAAAAAACUAAUUACUACUAUUUGCCAGAAGUCAAUAUCCCUCCUAUCAAAAUCUCCUCCAAAGAAAUCAAAAAAAUCGUUCAAAAUCUCCCUCCUUUGCCCUGA
Messenger RNA from Racocetra persica, 1074 nucleotides. The record is from the annotation of a GenBank genome assembly. Lineage: Eukaryota; Fungi; Glomeromycota; Glomeromycetes; Diversisporales; Gigasporaceae.